UUUUCUCUUUUUUCUUCUGAUCUCUCUCUCUCUCUCUCUCUCUCCUUCUUUCUUUCUCUCCUAAAGUUAGAUCCCUGCCAACCUCUAUGACAAAUAUUCCACCAACAUUUUUCAUGAAAAUUAGCUAGUCAUCAACUUCUCUUGAAAUCUUUUUUUUUUGGUCAAGUAAUUCCAUUUUUGUAUAGAGAGUGUUUUUUUUUUUUUUCCUUCUCUUUUCUUAGCUCUAAAGUCUCAAAAUAACACACUCAAAAUAAGGUACGUGGGUUGCAUUGCAUCGUUACAUUAAUAAUAUUAUUCUUUCGGGUGCAUCAAGAAAAGAAAAGAUCAUCAUGGAGAUUUCUACUGCGUUGCUUCUCUUAACGGCGAUAACGGUUUACCUACUGUGGUUCACGUUCAUCUCCCGGACCCUGAAGGGCCCACGUGUCUGGCCACUAUUGGGCAGUCUCCCCGGGCUGAUCGAGAACUGCGACCGCAUGCACGACUGGAUCUGCGACAACCUCCGCGCGUGUGGCGGCACGUACCAGACCUGCAUCUGCGCAAUUCCCUUCCUCGCCAAGAAGCAAGGUCUCGUGACCGUCACGUGUGACCCGAAGAACCUGGAGCACAUCCUCAAGAGCCGAUUCGAUAACUACCCAAAGGGACCCACGUGGCAGGCCGUCUUCCAUGAUCUCCUCGGCGAGGGGAUCUUCAACUCUGACGGCGACACGUGGCUGUUCCAGCGUAAGACGGCCGCACUGGAAUUCACCACCCGGACAUUACGCCAGGCCAUGGCUCGCUGGGUCAGCCGAGCCAUCAAGCUCAGAUUCUGCCCCAUUCUCAGAUCAGCCGAAGCCAAAGCCGAUCCUGUCGAUCUCCAGGAUCUGCUUCUUCGGCUCACGUUCGACAACAUCUGUGGCUUGGCUUUCGGUAAAGAUCCUCAGACCUGUGCGCCGGGGCUCCCGGAAAACGGCUUCGCUUCGGCUUUCGACCGAGCCACGGAAGCCUCGCUUCAACGGUUUAUUUUGCCCGAGGUUUUAUGGAAGCUGAAGAAGUGGCUCCGGCUCGGAAUGGAAGUCAGCUUGAGCCGGAGCUUGGAGCACAUCGAGGGGUAUUUAUCCGAUGUCAUCAACGCACGUAAGUUCGAGUUGCUGAGUCAACAAAAAGAUGGGAAUUUACACGACGAUUUGUUAUCAAGAUUCAUGAAGAAGAAAGAGAAUUACUCCGACCAGUUUCUCCAACACGUGGCUCUCAAUUUCAUCCUAGCUGGACGCGACACGUCAUCAGUGGCGCUGAGCUGGUUCUUCUGGCUGGUUAUGCAGAACCCGUCCGUAGAGGAGAAAAUCCUCCGCGAGAUAUGCUCCGUACUGAUGGAGACACGAGGCGACCAGGAUAUCAUCGCAUGGACGGAGGAGCCUCUGGUGUUCGAGGAAGCCGAUCGGCUGGUCUACCUGAAGGCGGCGCUGUCGGAGACUCUCCGGCUGUAUCCGUCGGUGCCGGAGGAUUCGAAGCACGUGGUGAACGACGACGUACUGCCGGACGGGACUUUCGUCCCUGCCGGAUCGUCGGUGACGUACUCCAUAUACUCGACGGGGAGAAUGCGGUCGACUUGGGGGGAGGAUUGUAUGGAAUUCAAGCCGGAGCGGUGGCUGUCGCCGGACGGGAAGAAAUUCUUGGCUCAGGAGUACUCGUACAAGUACGUGGCGUUUAAUGCCGGGCCGAGGAUUUGCCUCGGGAAGGACUUGGCGUAUCUCCAGAUGAGGUCGAUCGCGGCGGCGGUUCUGCUGCGACACCGUUUGACGGUGGUGCCGGGGCACCGGGUGGAGCAGAAAAUGUCGGUGACGCUCUUUAUGAAGUACGGGCUUAGGGUUUACUUGCAACCUAGGGAUUUGGAGGGAAUCGUGGUGGGUCUGAAACGGGAGAGGAGUGACGAGACGACGGCGUUUCGUGGCACAGUUAAGUGUAACGGAGCAUGUAACGGUAACGGAGUUGGCGGCGUUGAGGAGAAAAAGAUGGUAGUCUAGUUGGCGUUGCUUAAAUUUGUCUUGAUGGCCAUUUCAGAAAAAAAAAAAAAAAAAAAAAAAAAA
Molecule: messenger RNA, 2063 nt
Organism: Morus notabilis
Lineage: Eukaryota; Viridiplantae; Streptophyta; Magnoliopsida; Rosales; Moraceae
Product: cytochrome P450 86A8
Exons: 1
Coding region: 330-2000 (556 amino acids)
Molecular function (GO): oxidoreductase activity, acting on paired donors, with incorporation or reduction of molecular oxygen; iron ion binding; monooxygenase activity
Source: RefSeq, a predicted model, not a curated record